AUGAUAUUCAACCAUCUUUGGUGGCUCCUUUUAAUACAUAUUUUCUGGCACUUUAAUGUAUAUUUUAUAAGAGGAACUUGGCCCUCAUCAAACUAUUCUAGUAUACAAUUACUUGGUCUUUUCCAAGACGAAGUUAACACAUCUGAUCCUACCAAAUCGUCUGUUUAUUCUAGUGCCAUGUUCAAAGCAGCAGUUUUACUUUCUCAACAAUAUAAUAUAACUAUUGAAGGGAAAUAUUUAGAAUCGCAGACAGAACAAAUGGGUGGCAAUACUAUAGAUGCUCUUAGUGCAACAUAUCAAACAAUAUCUGCCUCUAAUAUUGUUGGAAUUGUUGGUUCGGAAUUCUCCAGAGAACCACCUUUUAUUGCUGAUUUAGCGCAAAAAGUUGGUAUUCCUGUUAUAUCAUAUAUAACAACAGCCUUCGGUUUAUCUAAUCGAAAUACCUAUCAUGCGUUUGACCAUACAGUUCCUUCCGAUUAUUCAUUUGCAACAGCAAUGUAUGAGCCUGAGACAUUUCCUGAAUCGACAAAAGUAAAUUCUUAUGCAUUAUUUGCAUUUGAUGCAACUUGGCCAUUGAUUCAAUCAUUACACCAAUAUUGUUCAACAUUUAUUACUAGUUCUCUAUGGUGUAUAUCAUUGACUGGCUCUUCAUACUGUUUUAAUCGUCGUUUUCUCAAUUCUAAUGCAUUUUUUGAUACAAUUAAUAGUAUGACAUUUCUUGGUGUAUCUGGUCCUAUACAAUUUAAUAUGAAUGUAACAGAUCGAAUAAAUGGUAGUUAUUAUUUUACACAGAACUCGCAAACUAUUUCAAAUGGUAUGAAUUUCAUAUCUGUAUUGGGCUAUUCCGAAGAUCAUGGUUGGCAAAGAUAUACAGGAGCAAGCGCCAUCAUCUGGCCAGGUGACACAUUUUCAACUCCAACUAGUGUUGCCAAACUACGGGGUGUAAAUUUAAGUAUCGGUGUGCUCAAUUCAGUUCCAUAUACCAUAGUUUCUACUGUAACUGAUCAAUUUUGGCAACAGAAACAAACGUUAACUGGUUAG
Rotaria sp. Silwood2 is the source of this 1041-nucleotide messenger RNA. Lineage: Eukaryota; Metazoa; Rotifera; Eurotatoria; Philodinida; Philodinidae. The record is from the annotation of a GenBank genome assembly.